UACCCCUUGUUAAUCCUAAUACUUCUCCCUUCCCGCCAUUGUCUGCACCUUGGUCCAUUCUCACCCAUAAAUACAAAACCCACCAUGCAUCUCACUUCCACCCUCCUGGCUGCUGCUGCCACCCUUUCGGGCGCCAACGCUGCCUCCAAGGGUUUCAACUAUGGUGCUUUCUUUGGCAAUCAGCAGGCCAAGCAGUAUGUCGAUUUCAAGUACGAGUUCGAAGCUGCCCAAGAGCUUCCCGGAACCAACGGCCAGUUCAACAGUGCCCGUCUGUAUACCAUGAUUCAGCACGGAACCGCAAACACCGUCAUCUCUGCUAUCCAGGCCGCCAUUGACACCAAAACCGAGCUUCUCUUGGGUAUCUGGGCCUCUGCUGGAUCCGCAGUCGUCGACAACGAAAUCACCGCCUUGAAGACUGCCAUCAGCCAAUACGGCUCUGCCUUCACUGAUCUCGUUGUCGGUAUCUCUGUCGGUAGCGAGGACUUGUACCGCAUUACCCCUACUGCCAUUGGCAACGGCGAGACAAACCCUGGCGCUCAGCCCGCUGAGCUCGUCAACUACAUCAAGAGGGUUCGGGAUGCCAUCUCGGGAACCACCAUGUCCGGAAAGCCUAUUGGACAUGUCGACACCUGGACUGCCUACGACAACUCCAGCAACGCUGAAGUGAUCGCUAACCUCGAUUUCCUUGGUGUUGAUGCCUACCCCUUCUGGGAGGUCGAGCACGAUAACAGCAUUGGUAACGCCAACACCACCUUCUACGAUGCCCUCCAGAAGACCAAGAAUGCUUCUCAAGGAAAGCCUGUUUGGGUCACCGAGACAGGUUGGCCCGUGUCUGGGCCCAACCAGGGCAACGCUCAGGCGAACGCAGACAAUGCCGGUAUCUACUGGCAAGACGUCACCUGUUCUCUUCUUUCUCAGGGAGUGAACCUCUGGUACUACACCCUGCAGGAUGUUCAAUUCGGCAACCCGGUCCCUAGCUUUGGCCUGAAGCCCGGAGGUGACCUCAAGGCCGUUAGCCCCUUGUUCGAUCUUUCUUGCCCGGCCGGCCUCAAGCCUACGAAAAGUGUCACGUUGAAGCCUAGCAGUACACUGGCAGUGAGCCUAACGCUCCCAGUAGAUCAUACACGCACCACGUCCGUUCCUCCAGCACCACCAACACCACCGCCAUUACCUGUUACAAGUCUUCCUCCUACUCAACCCGUACAACCCCCUCCCAUCCCGAAUAAACCAACCGAGACUCCGGCCUGGCCUGAUCUUGCGCCAACUUUCUUAGCGCCUAGCAAGAUCCUCCCCAUCGAUUCUUUGGAUCCAAACAAGAUCAUCGGCAAUCCUUUCACGGCUCAGCUAUCGCCAACUCGUUCCACAAUCUUCUCAUUCAACCUUCCACCGGGACCGGGUAAGAUGUGCAAUCUCGUAUUCACUCUUCCACCGCCAUACGAUCCGCAAUAUCCUUCUCCUUACACCAUGACUUCGCCCGGUGGAAUCGUUGUAUUUCGUCUCACCACAUCUGGCGUGCCUUCUCAGGUUGUUGGAAACAUCCCCGCGCUCUUGCCGGGCAACAAGUAUUUGAUCCAAAGUGCACCUUGCUCGAAAGAGCAGCUGAAUUUUCGGAUAGAUUCGGUGGGAGGGCUAGAUCUCUCGUUUUUCCAAACUCCAUCACCAGCGCCGAUUGGGUUGUUCCAGGAAUGGUCUUUUUGAACUGGAUACUGAAUAAUACCGGAUGCAAUAUGGUGUUCUGGUGGGGACAGGGGAUCGGAUGCCUGCUGCAUGUAUCAUUAAAGAAGUGUAUGUUCUGAGAUUUUAGUUUUGCAUAAUGUAAUGUUCCAGUCAUUUGGGGCGCUUCUGAAAUCGUGAAACUUUGUCAACUACCAUGUGAUGAUUUUCCCCUGGAAUUAAUAGAAGUAAGCCUACAAUGCGUGCUUCCCUGUAGGACUAUCACAACCUAAUUUUCCAAGAUUGGUGACCGUAUUGGGUGACGACGGAAUAGGGGAAAGACACCGUGAUAGAAUGAAGUUGAUUGGUAGAUUGAGCGAGUAUCAACAGCAAGUCUACUCAAAAUACACGAAACCUUCCCAAACACCUUGCCGUGCGGAAACCAGAAGCCAGCUCAGCAGCAUAAAGCAGAUCGCUUAACAACAAUAAGACCCCGAUAUACAAGAAGUAGCAGAAACACGCGAUGCAACACAGACGAAAUGUCCUCUCCGGCGAUGCUUUUUGUUGGAAAACUUGUACACACAGU
Molecule: messenger RNA, 2239 nt
Organism: Periconia digitata
Lineage: Eukaryota; Fungi; Ascomycota; Dothideomycetes; Pleosporales; Periconiaceae
Source: the annotation of a GenBank genome assembly